AUGGAACCAGGAAAUGCAACAAGGGUUUCAGAAUUUUUACUCCUGGGAUUUUCCCAAGACUCAGAGCAUCAACCGAUGCUAUUUGGGCUGUUCCUGUCCAUGUUUGUGGUCACUGUGCUCGGGAACCUGCUCAUCAUCCUGGCUGUGAGCUCUGACUCCCACCUCCACACCCCCAUGUACUUCUUCCUCUCCAAUCUAUCCUUCACCGACAUCUGUUUCACCUCCACCACCGUCCCAAAGAUGCUGGUGAACAUCCAGACACAGAGAAAAACCAUUACUUAUGCAGGCUGCAUUGCCCAGAUGUAUUUUUUUAUGGUGUUUGGAGUCAUGGACACAUUUCUAAUCACUGUGAUGGCCUAUGACCGUUUUGUGGCCAUCUGCCACCCCCUGCACUACCUGGUCAUCAUGAACCCUCGCCUCUGCAGCCUGCUUGUUCUUGUGUCCUGGUUCCUCAGCAUGUCAAAUGCCCUGAUCCACAGCCUAUUGGUGCUGCAGCUGUCCUUCUGCUCCAACUGGGGAAUUCAAAACUUUUACUGUGAACUUGCUCAGGUCCUCACUCUUGCCUGCUCAGACACACUCAUCAAUCACAUCCUUCUAUAUAUGGUGACGGGUCUUCUUGGAUUUGUGCCCUUCUCAGGGAUCAUUUUCUCCUAUAGCCUAAUCGUCUCCUCCAUCCAGAGAAUCCCAUCCACUAAAGGAAAGUAUAGAGCCUUUUCUACCUGUGGGUCUCAUCUGUCUGUAGUUUUGUUGUUCUAUGGGACAGGCCUUGGUGUGUAUCUCAGUUCUGAUGCAUCUUCCUCUUCCUGGAAGGGCAUGGUGGCCUCAGUGAUGUACACAGUGGUCACCCCCAUGCUGAACCCCUUCAUCUACAGCUUGAGGAAUAGGGACAUCAAGAGGGCCCUGCAAGGUCUUCUCGAAAGAAAGCUCUGCGUUCACUGA
Messenger RNA from Galeopterus variegatus (Sunda flying lemur), 939 nucleotides. Its product is annotated as olfactory receptor 7D4-like. NCBI's taxonomy places the organism in Eukaryota, Metazoa, Chordata, Mammalia, Dermoptera, Cynocephalidae. Gene Ontology annotation, molecular function: G protein-coupled receptor activity; olfactory receptor activity. Gene Ontology annotation, cellular component: membrane. Bases 1 to 939 code for a protein of 312 amino acids. The transcript has a single exon. Gene Ontology annotation, biological process: G protein-coupled receptor signaling pathway. The record is from RefSeq and is a predicted model, not a curated record.